This is a messenger RNA of Lachancea nothofagi CBS 11611, 1416 nucleotides long. NCBI's taxonomy places the organism in Eukaryota, Fungi, Ascomycota, Saccharomycetes, Saccharomycetales, Saccharomycetaceae. The record is from the annotation of a GenBank genome assembly.
AUGACCACUGACGCUAUUCCCACUGAGUCGUACGUCUUCCAAGGUACCAUCAACAAGAAACCACCACAUGUCAUCAAAGGCAAGGGUGUCCGCAUGGACAUCGAGAAAGACGGCAAGGUUUACGAAGACAUCCUAGACGGUGUCACUGGUGCUGCUGUGGGCGCACUAGGCUGGGGAGACGAGGAAAUCCUACCCAUCAUCGAACGGGCCGCCAAGAACCAUACCUACUCUUUCCCCUCAAUUGUCGGUAAUCAAGCGUCCGAGGACUUGGCCAAGUUUUACAUCGAAAAUUCGCCCGAGGGCGUAUUUGCCGCUGCUUUGUGGUGUUGCUCGGGCUCCGAGAGUAACGAAAAUGCCAUGAAGAUCAUCAGACAGUACCAAAUCGAACGCGGGUGCCCUGAAAAGACGAAGAUCAUCUCCAGAGACAUCUCGUAUCACGGUUUCACUCUAGGUGCGCUUUCCAUUUCCCACUGUGGUCGUGCGGAUCUGUUCAAAGAAAUCUCCAUCGACCAGACCAACACCUGUUUGAAAAUGCCUGUUUGCUACCCAUACCGUUACCAACGCAAGGGCGAGACCGAGGAACAAUACUCUCAGCGUUUGUUAGAUGCUUUGGAGAAGAUUAUUCUGGACAACGACCCUAAGACGGUUUCUUGCGUCUUGGUUGAGACUUUACCGGGUUCUUCCUUGGGAACCGCUCCUUCUCCAAAGGGUUACUUGUCAGGGAUCCGUGCUUUGUGCAACAAAUACGAUGUUAUCUUUAUGUUGGACGAAGUUAUGUGCGGUACCGGAAGAUGCAACUCCAAAGGUAAAUUGAACUGUUGGGAAAGUUUUAUUGGACCUGAGGAUGCCCCAGAUAUUCAAACUGUGGGUAAGACUUUGGGUUCAGGCUAUGUGACCAUUGCCGGUGUCUUGGUGGGCCCAAAGAUUAGAGAUGCCUAUGUCAAGGGCUCUAACUCGGUCUUUGGAUCCCACACUUACGCUUCCCACGGUUUCAACUGUGAAGUUGCCUUGGGAGUACAAAAGAAGAUCAUGAAGAACAACUUAACAGCAAACAUCUUUGAGAUGGGUAACUUAAUGGGAUCCAAAUUGCAAGACGCUCUACUCAAGGAAGACAACAUUGUUGGCGACGUUAGAGGUAUUGGUGGUUUCUGGUCUUUGGAAUUCGUUAAGGACAAGGACACCAAAGAGGUCUUCCCUGUUGAACUUGACAUUGGCCAUCGUUUCCAAGCUGUCUGCUUCGACAACAAACUCAGUGUCAUGGGUAUGCAAGGUAACGCAGACGGUGUAUCCGGUGACAUUACUCUGUUGGCGCCAGCGUUCAUUAUCACAGCCGAAGACGUUGAUGCUAUUGUUGAAAAGGUGAUCAAAUCGGUUGAGCAAUUGUCCCAAGAGCUCAGGGCCGAAGGUGUCUGGUGA